This is a messenger RNA of Panicum virgatum (switchgrass), 1259 nucleotides long. RefSeq lists its product as uncharacterized. The transcript has 8 exons. Bases 151 to 942 code for a protein of 263 amino acids. Gene Ontology annotation, biological process: developmental process involved in reproduction. NCBI's taxonomy places the organism in Eukaryota, Viridiplantae, Streptophyta, Magnoliopsida, Poales, Poaceae. The record is from RefSeq and is a predicted model, not a curated record.
AGAGCGGCGCGGCGGAGCGCUAUCGGCCCGUUGCAGGUGCCUCGCCGCUUUUCAAAAUUUUUCCCCAAAUCUCUCUCCUACCUCCGCUCCCCUCCCCCCUACCGCCGCCUCCCGCUCGAACCAGCUUCUGGAUCCUUCUCCCAGGCGCGGAUGGAGCGGAAGUUCUACGAGAAGUACGCCUCCCUCAAGAAGCGGAAGCUGCUCGACGAGGGGUUGGAGCGGAAGCGGGAGAAGGAGCUCAAUGAGCUUUACGAUGCCAUGAAGGAUUGGGUCCGCGGCCUCCAAACAGAUAAAGAGGAGCUCAGUGAGAAGCUCGUGGACAAGGAGGAUGAGCUUGAGAAGGCCCGCCAGGAUUUCCUUGCAGACAUUCGAGCAAGGGACAGUGAAAUUCUGUGGCUUAAGCAGCUCUUGGUUGAGAAGACUGAAAAAAACAAUUCUACUGCUACUAGAUCUGUGGACCUCACACCUGAAAUUAUCCAUGAAAAUCCAACUCAAAUAUCGCCUAGAAGGAAGACACCACAAUCAAACAUCAAGGCAAAGAGGGUACAAUUGAGUGAAAGUACUGCCAUUCCUCACAGCAGCCUUGAGGAGGAAUCUCAAGAGCUACAAUGCUCUAGAAGAUAUACAUGCACCUCAGGGAACGAGAUAAACGAAUGUCCCAGCGCUCAUAUGUUUCACUUGCUGCUUCAAUCUUUAGUUCGCAUGAAGCUCACAGUAGAUGAUGGAACAGAAAAUUUUUCGGUUUCAGUCUCCCAUGAAGCUACCGGUUAUAGUUUCACCCUCACAUGGUUAGAGAAACCUGGUGAAUGGUCUUAUAAGCUGUCUUCAUUGGGCACCCUGGAAAGGAUAGCCGCCAAUUGGAUGAAGCAGGACAUAAGAUUUAGCAUGAACAUGUGCCGUCUGUUCUUCGAGCGGAUAUCAAACAUCAUCACUAAAGGGUGACAGCAUGCUCUUCAUUAGAGCUAUAGCUACCUCAGCUUGCCCCUCUCGAUGUAUAAAAUGAAGCUGCUUAUCUUGAACCUGCAAGCCUCUGAUGUGUAAAUGUGACCUCUGGAUGUGAAAAAGAAAAAAAAAAUAUUGAAGUGCUAUCUUGUGGCAGAACUGUUUUGCUGUCUGUCUUCUUUAAUCGACCUUACAAAUAGUUCAUAGGUGACGGUGCCAUGGCAUGGGUCACCCAAUGUGACCGUCAGGCGUCAGUUCAUGGUUCAAGAUGUUAAUCACUUAAUGCACAGACUUGGCAGGAAACUUUGGGAUCUCCA